GUUGUUUGCAGCACUUAGACGAGGAACGAAAUGUCAAUUAACAUGCCCCGCCUUUCCUUCUUUGCUGCUUUUACCUGCCAGGAGGUACAGGGGGGAGAAAGAGCCAAAGUCGAGAAUCAAAGGAAGAGAGGAAAGUAGGACCAAGACGCUGAGAAGCUGGAAAUGAAACUGGAACAUUGGUGGAAUUACGAGGAAGGCGUGGCAGGAGAGCGGCAAGCCAACCGGGAAGAGCAGCAGGCCGAUGAGACCCAAGUAGGGUGCUCGCGGGAGAAGGACGAAAAUGAAAGGGGUGACGGGGUGAAGAGCGGCCGAGGCUUUGAUGACAGCUCGGAGUGGGUCUUCGACUCGCAGGGGCCCGAGAGACCCGGGAACCUUCCAUUGUGCGCGCCCCUCCACCCCACUCCACUCCCCACUCCCCUCACCUCCUCUCCUCCCCCCCGCCCGAGCCCAAGCCGGAGCCGGAGCCCUCGCAGCUCCGGGCCGCAGCACCCGUCGUCGCCUGUUCCCCCCCUUUGCCCGAGCAGAGCGCUCCAGAGGAAAAAUGAUACUGGAAUGUUCCAACAGUUUAACAUCCGCUCGUCCUCCCCCAUUUUACCAAGGCCGGUAAAGGGACUCGUUCAACUCAUUACCAGAGCCCAGUGGUUACCAGUGACUCAGGAACUGAGCUUCCGAAAAUUUAUCGAACAAUCUGAUUUACUAGAGGAACUUAAAUAUGACUUCAAUGAAAAAGCUGAAUUGAGACACACUGAGACACAUAGGCCUUUUGUCUUUAACUAUUAUAAAAAUGUCCUGGAGAGGAAUAGCAAGCGCUACCAGGCCCUUGGCCACUUGCUUGAACAAUACAUUUAUGAACUUUUGGAAAAAGUGUGCAAAUUACAAAAAGUAUAUAUCCCACCAGAGGCUGAUAAGGAACCAAAAAGCUUCUUUUUCAUGAGUGAGAGAGCAUUAACAAAUCAUCAUUCUGCUCUUCUUGUCCUUCUUCAAGACCGUGGGGUCUUUAGAGCUGGUCAGUGGAGUCAGCAGGCAGUAAUACAUCAUGGUCUCCAACAUGGAAGUCAGAUACCAUGUAUUCAAAUGGCAUUGCAGGCACAUUAUGAUGUAAUUGUGCUAAACCCCAAUGACAAUUUUGUGGACCUACAGACAGAAAAAGAGUGGAAAGGCCUUUUAACACAAAAUGUUGAGUCCUCUUCCAGAAAAAUGGUUCAGACUGAGAACUUUUUAUCUCUCCAGCAGUCUCUCCAAUGUAUUCCAAAAAGAUGCAGCAACACUCCUGAAGAACACAUGGCUUAUAUUUGGGAUUACUUCAUUUCAAAGGCUGAAGGCAAGGAUGUUGCCUUCAUUGUACAUGGUUAUGGAGGCUUGGUUUUUAUGGACUUGCUUGUUCGUAGAAAGUGGGAAGUAAUGAGCAAAGUAUAUGCUGUUGCACUUAUUGACUCUGAACAUCACGUGGGACACCAGCUGGGGAGUGACAUCCAGUUAUUAGCAUGGAUAAAGCACCACUGCCGUGAAUGGGUGACAAGUCCAAAGCCUUUGGAUAAACCUGCAGCUACUGUUUUGAAAAAGGAGUUUCCCAUGGUUUCUGCUGGUACAGAAAAACACAACUUAGCCCCUUCCUCUAGCCUUCAGUCAAUUUUUAAAUACUUUAGAAAAGCUUUGAAAGCCAAAGCAGCUAUUAAUUUCUCUCGAGUGCCCAUAGUAACUAGAAGCUCCACAAAAAGAAAGCAAAGUGCUUAAGUUACUUUUUUGCCAUCUAAUGUUGUUUUGUCCCACUGAAACUUUGCUAAUGUAGAUGCUAGAAGAAAAAGAAAACUUCUAACUCAUAGGCAGUAUGUUCUGGCUUGAAAUUUGAUUUGUUAACUUUUUUAAAAAGUGAGUAUGUUCUCUUCAGUAGCCUACUGAUGAACCAGGAAGUCAGUCAGUACUAUCAUUAAUAUUUUACAGUGUUAGUCAAAUUAAGAGUAGUCUAGUUAGAGGAUCUUCUUUUGAAAAGAUUUCUCAGUUUUAUAGAAUGACACCAAAACUGUAGUUGAUAGAAAUUAAAGACUAAGUCAAUCUUUGACUUCUGCAUUAUUAAUGCUAUAUUAAAAAUAUAAGUGAACAUAAAAAUUAAACAUCAUAAGCAACUCCAUUCUUUGUAUGUUUGUGAGUUUUUUUGUUUAAGUUUGUUGAUCUCGUGUGUGUGUUUACUCAUACCUUCAGCUAAUAUUUGAGUGUCUACUAUGUACUAGUCAAUACUAGUGUUGGGCACACUGGCAAACAAGGCCAACGUUGCCUUUUACCUUAUUUGGAGUUCACAAUGAACAACAAAUUGCAAGUGUGAAGAGUGUUAAUAAAUAAAGGGUGUCAUGGAACAUCUAGCAUAAGAGCUAAUAGCCUUGGGGUUCAGGGAAUACUCCCUGAGAAAAUGAUGCCUAGUUUGAAGAACAGUAGUAGUUAUCUGGAAAAACGAAGUCAUAGGCAAAGGAAUCACAUGUGCAAAAGUCCUGAGGCAGGAGAAA
Balaenoptera musculus (blue whale) is the source of this 2498-nucleotide messenger RNA. Its product is annotated as putative protein FAM172B. Gene Ontology annotation, cellular component: nucleus. The record is from RefSeq and is a predicted model, not a curated record. The coding region runs from base 163 to 1734 and encodes 523 amino acids. Gene Ontology annotation, molecular function: siRNA binding. Gene Ontology annotation, biological process: regulatory ncRNA-mediated heterochromatin formation. The transcript has 3 exons. NCBI's taxonomy places the organism in Eukaryota, Metazoa, Chordata, Mammalia, Artiodactyla, Balaenopteridae.